UUUGAACGCACACACCAGCCGGAAUCCACCGACGCGUCUAAGUACGUCCACGAGGAUUUGGGCAUUGCCAGCUUCAUUAUCAGUCUCUGGAGCAACCCUUUUGAUGGAGAAUAUUCUUCCACCGAAUACAAACCUAGUUUUGUCGAUCUUGGCUGUGGGAAUGGCUUUCUAGUGAACAUAUUGGCCAACGAAGGAUAUACUGGAUACGGCAUUGAUUUAGCUAAAAGAAAAAUAUGGGAGAACUAUUCUCCAGAAGUUACUUUACUUCAAAAAUCACUUGAUCCAUUGAAUGAUUCGUUCGAACAAGAUUGGAUUAUUGCCAAUCAUCCUGAUGAACUCACUCCUUGGAUACCAAUGAUUGCAUCGAGAAAAAAUAACAAAUUCUUUAUUCUCCCAUGCUGCGAGUACGAUUUCAGCUCGAAAUAUUCAGCUAAAGGUAAUAUACCCAAAUAUGCAUCGUAUUUGUUAUAUAUUAAGAAAAUUGCUACUAUUUGUGGUUAUGACGUGGAGGUUGAGCAUUUGAGGAUUCCUUCUACUAGGAACAUCGCUAUUAUUGGGAGAAGGCGCUCCGUUGACAUCAGCGACAGUUCGGUAGUAGAAUCAAUUGAAAUAGCUCAGCGACAGUGCUUGGCUGAUGCAAACUUUACAAAAUUUGUACCUAGAGAGAAAAAAAGUAGAAAGCAUAAAUAA
Messenger RNA from Schistocerca gregaria, 690 nucleotides. Its product is annotated as probable tRNA (uracil-O(2)-)-methyltransferase. Lineage: Eukaryota; Metazoa; Arthropoda; Insecta; Orthoptera; Acrididae. The transcript is spliced from 2 exons. Gene Ontology annotation, biological process: tRNA methylation. The record is from RefSeq and is a predicted model, not a curated record. Gene Ontology annotation, molecular function: tRNA (uridine) methyltransferase activity. The annotation marks the transcript as partial.